Messenger RNA from Camellia sinensis, 1591 nucleotides. RefSeq lists its product as uncharacterized. Lineage: Eukaryota; Viridiplantae; Streptophyta; Magnoliopsida; Ericales; Theaceae. Gene Ontology annotation, molecular function: protein dimerization activity. The record is from RefSeq and is a predicted model, not a curated record.
GGAAAUUGCCAAUUACAAUGUAAAUUUUGUAAUAAUACUUUCAAAGGUUCAUAUACAAGAGUAAGGGCACACUUGUUAAAACUCCCAGGAAAGGGAAUUGGUGCUUGUAAGAAAGUGACAAGUCAAAAACUUUCACAACUACAAAAUGAGAAUGAUGCUGCUGAGCUGAGAAUUAAAAAUGCUCCUCCCAAAAAUGUACCAUUGCCUCCUUCCACUGUAUCAGUGGGUAGUAGUUAUGCUUAUGAAUCAAAGGAGAGGAGAACAUGUGAGAGUGGGAGUGGGAGUGCGCCUGGGAGUGGGAGUGGGAGUGCUAUUGAGAAAGCAUUCAACUUGAAGGAUAGAGAGCAAUUGCAUUUUGAAAUUGCUAGGAUGUUCUACUCGGGGGGAGGAGGGGGGGGUACCUUUUAAUCUUGCAAGAAAUCCUUACUAUGUUAGCUCUUACACAUUUGCUGCAAAUCAUAAUAUUCCUGGAUAUUUGCCUCCCGGUUAUAAUUUGUUACGAACCACAAUACUUCAAAAAGAGAGGGCAAACAUUGAUAAAUUGUUGCAACCAAUUAGGGGCACAUGGAAGGAAAAAUGGGUGAGCAUUGUUAGUGAUGGUUGGAGUGAUUCUCAAAGGAGGCCUUUGAUUAAUUUUAUGGCAGUGAGUGAAAGUGGGCCUAUGUUCAUUAAAGCAGUUGAUUGUUCUGGAGAAACUAAAGACAAAUAUUUCAUUGCAAAUUUGAUGAAAGAAGUGAUUAAUGAGGUUGGGCCAAGUAAUGUGGUUCAAGUCAUCACGGAUAAUGCUCCUAAUUGUAAGGCAGCCGGACAACUCAUUGAAGCUCAAUUCCCUCAUAUUCUAUGGACUCCUUGUGUGGUGCACACAUUAAAUCUAGCUUUGAAAAAUAUUUGUGCCGCAAAGAAUAUUGAGAGGAAUGAAGUCACAUAUGAAGAAUGUAGUUGGAUUACUGAUAUUGCCGGAGAUGGUUUGAUGAUUAAGAAUUUUAUCUCUAAUCACUCAAUGCGAUUGGCUAUGUACAAUGAAUUUGUGUCAUUGAAGUUGCUUUCGGUUGCUGAAACACGAUUUGCCUCCACAAUUGUUAUCCUCAAGAGGUUAAAGCUUAUAAAACGUGGUCUUCAAGCAAUGGUAAUUAGUGACAAGUGGAAUUGCUAUAGAGAGGAUGAUGUUGGGAAGGCAAAAUUUGUGAAAGAAAAGAUUUUGGAUAAUGUGUGGUGGGAUUACAUUGAUUAUAUUCUUUCCUUCACGGGUCCUAUAUAUGACAUGCUUAGGGCUUGUGAUACGGACAAACCUUGCCUUCACUUAGUAUAUGAUAUGUGGGACUGAAUGAUAGAGAAAGUGAAGAUGUCAAUUUAUAGGCAUGAAGGGAAAAGAAUAGAUGAGGAAUCUACAUUUUACAAUGUGGUGCAUCAAAUUCUCGUGGAUCGUUGGAAUAAAAACAAUACUCCUCUCCAUUGUAUGGCACAUUCAUUGAAUCCAAAGUAUUAUAGUGAUGAGUGGCUCCAUGAGGAUCAAAAUAGAGUUCCUCCACAUAGGGAUGAAGAGGUGACACGUGAGAGGAACAAGUGUUUUAAGAGGUAUUUUGAAGAUAUC